Messenger RNA from Orbicella faveolata, 2234 nucleotides. RefSeq lists its product as uncharacterized. NCBI's taxonomy places the organism in Eukaryota, Metazoa, Cnidaria, Anthozoa, Scleractinia, Merulinidae. The record is from RefSeq and is a predicted model, not a curated record.
CUUCUCAAAAUGUACAAUGAAUGCAUAAAUUAGAAUGUUUUUUUUUGUUGUUGUUAUAACAUGCAAUCUCAUCAAUUGAGUUCAACUGAAACCAAGAGUACAUCUCGAUCGUACUAUUGCUGUAACUGACAACCUUGUUGGUUUCGGAGACAGAUCCAGCAAAACCAGAGUUUCUCUUCGGAUCCACUUUAUACCAGUGAAAUAAUUAGUGAUUGCAAUAUUGUUUUGAGCCGCGUUUAAUCCUACUAAUAAGAGGAAAAGUUAUUACGGUUUCAGCUUCCGAAAAUUGAGAUACACUUGAAAACUUGAAUACUACCCGUCUAAGCCUAUGGCUGGUUUAAAACAAUUGGGUGUCGAUGGAUUUUGAUGUAAAUUGAUCUGAGAAUGGAGUUUCCAUUGUCAUGUCAAAGUGCCUAAACACCUCUGACUUGAGACAUAUUUACACUUCGAUCUGUGUUUCACUUCUGACGUUCUGCUUCCUUCGUUAAUGAAUCAUACAAGACAAGAAGCUUGCUGCGGAAAAGAUAAGUGAAAUUAUUCUUCUGUUAUUGCCAAACCAAAUCGAAAACUUGACUUCCUCGCCGAGAAAUUGGAUCCAAAUGAGUGGCUAAAUGACGUCCCUUUAUACUCUAAAGCAAAACGGGAGCGCUUCAACGCAAUUCUUGAUCACCGACGGAGAAAACGCAAAUCAGGGCAAAAAUACCAAAGAACAUUUACCACCCUUGAGUUUAAAUGCGCCAGUUUUCAAUGGAGAAUUCAAUUCCCAAGCAGGAGAACUUACCCCUGGAAUAUCUCAAGCGAAAUCCGUGGAAAAUGGUAACUAUCUUCAACGAAGCUUCAGUCUUGAGAGUUCAAGAGUUACUCCUCGUUCGGAGAGAAUUUCAUCUUCGUCAAUAGCUACACCCGGCCCAUACACACCAUUUCCUGGAUUUCAAAUUCCAACUGAAACAAUUAUUCCAAUAGAAGAUUCUGCGACUACGGCCAAGCGAAAAAAAGGAAUAUCGGCACAAGAAGCGAUUCCAGUAUUACCGCGCGCGGCCGCCAUAGUUUGUCUAAUUUUGAACAUUGUCAUUCCAGGUUCAGGGACAGUUAUAUCUGGUCUGAUAGCUUUCUUCCUCACUCGACGAGACAUGUCACUUAAGGACCGCACCUCCAUUCUGUGCGUCAAUUGUUUUGUGGGAAUCAUGCAACUGUCAACCAUUGUCUUUCUUAUGAUUGGUUGGAUAUGGAGUAUAGCCUGGGGCUGUGCAUUUGUAGGGCUUUCUGAGCGCUACGGAAAAGAAAUUGAAAAGGUGGAUGGAAGUGAAUUUGUUGCGUGACCUGUGCGCGAUUUUUAUGGAGCUGAAACUGCUGCGUUACCGCAUGGUGGUGAAUUUGUUGUAUGGUUAGUCUCGAGUUAGACUUGCUGCUUUUUAAAACGGAUGAAGGAUUGGAUAGUCUAUCCUUAAUAGUUUUGGUUUUUAAUUAUUUGCGCGACUGUCUUGUCACGCAAUCAAUUCACUAUUCGCUGGUGACGCACAGUCGUCGAGUUGAAUCUGACGUCAUAGUCCAGGGUUGGACCCUGAUGUCAAUUUCGUGUAGCGUGUUAUGAAAGUCAGGCUAUGUAGUUGAUUGGUAACCAGUGAACAGACUGGACACACUUUCCUCACUCUAAGCCGUAGUAAAAUGUCGUGCGCGUGCUCAGCAGGACACUGCUCAGUAGGACCCAGAGUCUUCGUUCCCCUUGACCAGUGGUCGAGAAACGAGCAAAGCCGGAAAGAUUCGAUUUGAAGUCCGAAAAUAUCGGACUUCCGGUUGAAUUGCGCAUGCCUAGCUGACAAACACGAGGCUUAAUCGAGAUGCUAGUACUUUAUAUUUCCAUUGCUUUUGAAAUCAAAAUCGAUUGUUUCUUCAAGCUUGCGAGGAACGAAGACUCGAGUAGAUAACUUUCUCAAUGAUGCCCUGUACUACAGAGUCUCCGAUUGGUUGUUAGUUUGUAAAUAUUUGCCUGUCAUGGAGAAGUUAUUUUAGCCUACCAAACAUAAGCAUGUCUACUUACUACACUGAGGCAAAACCUUCACAAUUUUUAACAAAACUGUACAUAUACACCCGGAGUGCUUUGUUGAUGCCUUCUAAUUAUCAAUGAAGACUCAUUUCGUAAAACAUUUUAUUGCUAAUAAGGUUGAAGCAUUCCUUUGAAGAUAGGAAGUUUGCUAUGCCUCAAAACGGAAAUAAAAUUUGAUGUUUUGUAGUGA